Molecule: messenger RNA, 4328 nt
Organism: Gracilinanus agilis (Agile Gracile Mouse Opossum)
Lineage: Eukaryota; Metazoa; Chordata; Mammalia; Didelphimorphia; Didelphidae
Gene: ZFPM1
Product: zinc finger protein, FOG family member 1
Exons: 11
Coding region: 1-3900 (1299 amino acids)
Biological process (GO): erythrocyte differentiation; negative regulation of transcription by RNA polymerase II; megakaryocyte differentiation
Cellular component (GO): nucleus
Molecular function (GO): RNA polymerase II-specific DNA-binding transcription factor binding
Source: RefSeq, a predicted model, not a curated record
AUGUACCGGGAGGGCCAGCAUGAGGAAAUCCAGACCAAAAAGGCCUCAUCUUUCCUUGCCCACUUUUUCCCGGUGAAAACAGGAAUUUUCGACUUGGAUGACAACCCCUUUAGGUCUCAACAAAAUCCCUUUGGGAUCUGGAUUCUGACAGAGGGCUCUGUUGGGUCUGCGUUGGGUUCUCUUGGUGAUAUGGAGGAAGGAGACGACAAUCAGGCCGAGGAUGCCAGCCAAUCAGAGAGAGAGGGAGGAGCUUCAGAUCCUGAGGCUUCAGGAGAGUGUGAACCCUUGAGCCCUCCCUGCAGUGAAACAGAGCCUCAGGAAGCCCCAGAAGGCCCCAAGGAGCUGGAAGAGCAAGAGUCGGACCGAGGUCCAGAAGAGGCCAGCCCGUGGAAUGGGCCAGACGAACUGGAGUUGAUCUCACAGGAUGGGGAAAGCAAAGUUCGUGCCAAGAGGAACCUCCCUGAGGGAAUUUCUUGGGGACCAUUCAGUGGAAAUAUCCAGAGUGAAGGUUCCUCACCAGGGCAAACAGAGACGAGCCCGCCCAUGACCCUGCUGGUAGGAGAGGAGAGCUGCUGGCUAAUGAAGCUCCCCCUGGUCUCAAGUGAAGCAGAUGCCAACUCGGUGAUCUUCAGGAAGGACGAAGCCAUUUGGUGCAAGACAACCAAGCCUGUGCCAGAAGCUGGACUGAUGAACACAUUCCUCAUGGCUGAGCCCCGGGGCAUCACCAGCAACCCAGUGAAGACAGAACCUGGGGACCCCGAGUACCCAGCCACCCUGCACUCCGACAUCCAGCUCCUGCCCCAGCAAGCAGGCAUGGCAGCUAUCCUGGCCACUGCUGUCGUCAACAAGGAUAUCUUUCCCUGUAAAGACUGCGGCAUCUGGUAUCGGAGUGAACGGAAUCUGCAGGCUCACCUCAUGUACUACUGUGCCAGCCGCCAGAGCUCGGGCUCCCCACUGGUGGAGGAGAAGCCCAAGGAGACGUACCCCAAUGAGAGGGUCUGCCCGUUCCCCCAGUGUAAGAAGAGCUGCCCCAGUGCCAGCUCCCUAGAGAUUCACAUGCGGAGCCACAGUGGAGAAAGACCCUUCGUCUGUCUCAUCUGCCUGUCAGCCUUCACUACCAAAGCCAACUGUGAGCGGCAUCUGAAGGUGCACACAGACACACUGAGUGGGGUCUGUCACAGCUGUGGCUUCGUCUCCACUACGAGGGACAUCCUCUACAGCCACCUGGUGACGAACCACAUGAUCUGCCAGCCAGGCUCCAAGGGCGAAAUCUACUCCCCGAGUGCAGGACACUUGGCCACCAAGCCAGGACCUACAGGUUUGGCUCAGGCAGGCUCCACCCCCGGCCUCAAGUGUGGCCUGUGCGGCCUCCUGGCAGAGAGCCUCGCCAGCCUCCAUCAGCACAUGGCCCUGCAUGGCCCUCUGCCCACUCCAGACACCAGCCAGGCCCCCCCAGGCCCUGAAUCACCCACGCCUCCAGACAGUAUGUCCAAGAAGGCCCCAGAUGAGGCAGAAAAUGGGGAAGCCCAGGCUGCGCCCCAGGAAAGCUGCUCUUCCUCCUCCUCGUCCUCUGGGGAGGGGGCAGCACCGCUCUUGAGGAUCAAAGAGGAGGUUGUGGAGGGCCAGGGGACAGAGCCCGACAUGGCCAAGAGCCACAGCCAGGCAGAGCAGGGCACGAGCCCCAGGUCCGAGCCUGAGUCCUCCUCGAGGACGUCUUCCCCACAAAGCUUAGCAUCGGUGAAGGUCAAGUCAGAGCUGGCCAGCCCCACUCCGGGCUCCAGCCCCGUGCCCAGUGAGCCGGGGAUGGGCCCCGCUGGAGGCACCAUCUUCCUGCCCCAGUACAUGUUUGGUCCUGAAACCUCCGUGGUCCCUCAGGCCUCCGAAAUCCUGGCCAAGAUGUCGGAGCUCGUGCACAGCCGGCUCAAGCAAGGCCAUGGAGGGGUGGCCCCAGCCCUGUACCCAGGGACCCCUGCGCCCAAGGGAGCCACCUGCUUCGAGUGUGAGAUCACCUUCAACAAUAUAAAUAAUUACUAUGUUCACAAGCGUCUCUACUGCUCCAGCCGCCACAUGGCAGAAGAGAGCCCCCCGGGGGCCCGAAAGCCAAAAGUGGUUGCGCCCCCCAAGGGCCCUCCAGGCCCUGUGGUAGCCCCUGCCAGAACCAUCCUUUCCCCGCAGCCCCCCGAAGGACAGGGUGUGUCGGCCCCCGCUGAGGGCGAAGUAGAGGGGGGGCACCCGUCCCCAGCGGCAGAGGUUAAGGCCGAGGAGACAGGGGGUGCAAAGGAAGCAUCUCCGGAGGCGGACGCCACAGGACGAGGCAGCGAGGACAGCCAGAGCCCCAGGAGCUCUGUGGACGACCCCGAUGAGGAUCCCAUGAAGACCGUGUGUGAGGCCUGCAACAUCCGUUUUAGCCGCCAUGAGACCUACACAGUCCACAAACGCUACUACUGUGCCUCCCGCCAUGACCCACCUCUGCGACGGCCUGGGGGCCCCCACAAGGUGGCCUUCCUGCCCCAGCCAGUGCGCACCCGGAAACGGCGCAAACUCUACGAAAUCCAUGCAGCCACCAGCAAUGCCGGCCUGCUGCCAGCAACUCACCCGCAGCCUCCUCCACCACCACCGCCACCUCCUCCGCCUCUGGGGGAGCUCCCCGCCUCCCCGCGGCUGGGGGUCAGCCCAGCGGAUGCCCUGGGGCUGGCCACCCGGGCUGACAUACCUCCCGCCCUCCUGUUGCCCUCCGUGGGCAAGGCUCCUGCCUCGGCUCCCUCCCCCAGCUCCAGCCCUGACACCGAUGGUCCCAUAGACCUAAGCAAGAAGCCUCGACUACACCGACCCGAGGGGGGUCCUGCGGCGCCCCCUCCGCCGCCUCCCCCGCCUCUGCUCCCCCUGACCGACUACCACGAGUGCACGGCCUGCUGUGUCAGCUUCCACAGCCUCGAGGCCUACUUGGCCCACAAGAAGUACUACUGCCCGGCUGCCCCGCUGCAGCAGAGUGCCUUGGAGCAGCUGCAGAAGAUCCAGGGCCUAGCUAAGCCCCGCCUGGGGGAAGGACCCCGGGGAGUGCCGGGGGAGGAGCCGGAUGCUGCGGUGCGUGUGAAAGUGGAGAAGGGCGUGGCCUCCGCCAACCCCGGACCAGUCAAAACCUCAGGCCUGCCCAUUGCUUAUCCUGGCGGGGACCCCCUGCACCGUUACCCAGGCCCCAAACCUCUCCACCUUCCCGGUGGGAAGCCUCCGCCCCCAGUGGUGUGUCCCUACUGUCCUCUCAACGGGACCAUCAAAGGCGACCUGAUCGAGCACUUCCGCCAUGCCCAUGGCCUCCUGGUGGCCAAGCCAGUGGCAGGACACGUACUGGCCGAGGCGAGCGCACCCCACACCCGGACGCCAGCAGUGGCCAGCUGCGGGGCUGAGAACAGCCUCCCGCCUCCUCUCUCACUGCCCCCAGUGACCACCUCUUCUUCUUCCUCCUCCUCCUCUUCUUCCUCUUCUUCUUCCUCCUCCUCUUCUUCCUCCUCUUCCUCAGCUUCCUCUUCAUCUUCUUCCCCACAGCCAGGACCCAGGCUCCCUCGGGACAGCUUCAAUGGCCACGAGCUCAAGGAGCCUCCAACCCCAGCCAAUGGCAGUCCCCUGCCCACCGGCUCUCCCCGGCCAGGCCUGCCCCUCUCCCCAGCCACUGCCCCGGCCCUCACCCUCUCGCCAGUGCCUGAAGCCCUGCUCCAGCCUCCGACUCCCCCCAUGUACACAGACAAGGGUGUACAAACCCCCAGCAAGGUCACCCCAGCUCCCGUCCCCAACGGCAACCACAGAUACUGUCGUCUGUGCAACAUUAGGUUCAGCAGCCUGUCCACAUUUAUAGCGCACAAGAAGUAUUAUUGUUCCUCCCACGCCGCAGAGCAUGUAAAAUAAUCCUGAACUCCCUCCCCCGCCCCCCAUUGCUCCCCUUUCCCUGCUCCUCCAUGCCCGUCCCACCACACUACAGACCGACACCAAUUUAGACACCCUCACCCCUGGCCUCGGCUCACUUCCCAGGACGUCUCAGCUAGUGGCCAGCACCCUCCUGUGGGUGGCAGGGAGGGCCUGGCCCCCAGAGCACUACGGCAGGGCAGGAGAUCCCCUUCUGCCCCGGGAACCUUUCCAACAAAGCACAAGGCAUCAAUCACUCACUCCGGCACCUCCUGGAGCUCACAGCCGCCUGGAUGGACUCCCUUUGGCCCUGAGCCCAAGGGCCCAGUGACCGAGGAGGUGGGGUGGGAAAUAGCCAGAGAAAUGGCUGACUACAAAGAAAGGCAGGGUGGGGUGGGGGGGCAGAACGGGACCCCAACCCUCGGCACUUA